Phoenix dactylifera (date palm) is the source of this 2405-nucleotide messenger RNA. Its product is annotated as pyrophosphate--fructose 6-phosphate 1-phosphotransferase subunit alpha-like. Gene Ontology annotation, cellular component: cytosol. The record is from RefSeq and is a predicted model, not a curated record. Gene Ontology annotation, biological process: glycolytic process; response to glucose; fructose 6-phosphate metabolic process. Lineage: Eukaryota; Viridiplantae; Streptophyta; Magnoliopsida; Arecales; Arecaceae. Gene Ontology annotation, molecular function: 6-phosphofructokinase activity; ATP binding; diphosphate-fructose-6-phosphate 1-phosphotransferase activity.
AAACACUGGUAGGGGGAAGACGGUGAUAGAGAUCGAAGAGAAGACCGGAGAAGAGAAGGGUAGGGGAAAAAUGAAUUCGGAUUUCGGCGUUCCCCGGGAGCUCUCUGAGCUCCAGCAGAAGAGAGCUGAGUACCUUGCCGAGCUCCCUCCUUGCCUUCAGGGGACAACGGUGAGGGUAGAGUUUGGCGAUUCAACUACCACUGCAGAUCCAUCUAGCGCGCAUGUUAUCAGCCGGGCCUUUCCACACACAUUUGGGCAGCCGUUGGCUCAUUUCUUGAGGGCAACAGCAAAGGUCCCUGAUGCUCAGAUCAUAACAGAGCAUCCACCUAUGAGGGUUGGCAUCGUAUUUUCUGGGAGACAAUCACCAGGGGGACAUAAUGUUGUAUGGGGCCUUCACAAUGCUCUCAAAAUUCACAACCCUGACAGUGUUUUGCUUGGGUUUCUUGGUGGCACUGAAGGUUUUUUUGCCCAGAAAACUCUGGAAAUCACAAAUGAUGUUCUUUCUACGUAUAAAAACCAAGGUGGUUAUGAUUUGCUUGGUCGAACCAAAGAUCAAAUAAGAACAACUGAGCAAGUUAAUGCUGCAAUGACUACAUGCCGUGCUUUGAAGUUGGAUGGUCUUGUUAUUAUUGGAGGGGUCACGUCCAACUCUGAUGCUGCCCAGCUUGCAGAGACCUUUGCUGAGUCAAAAUGUCCAACCAAGGUGGUUGGCGUUCCUGUCACAUUAAAUGGGGAUCUGAAGAAUCAGUUUGUUGAAACAAAUGUUGGAUUUGAUACAGUAUGCAGGGUUAAUUCACAACUCAUAAGCAAUGUUUGCACAGAUGCUCUCUCCGCACAGAAGUAUUAUUAUUUCAUUCGCUUGAUGGGUCGCAAGGCAUCUCAUGUGGCUUUGGAAUGUGCUCUCCAGUCACAUCCAAAUAUGCUCAUCUUAGGUGAGGAGGUGGCUCUGUCAAAACUUACUAUAUUUGACAUAACAAAGCAGAUCUGUGAUGCAGUCCAAGCCAGAGCAGAAAAAGACAAGUAUCAUGGUGUCAUUCUUAUUCCUGAGGGUCUUGUAGAAAGCAUUCCGGAAUUGUAUGCGCUCCUUCAGGAAAUUCAUGGUCUCCACAACCAAGGUGUUUCUACAGAGAAUAUUUCUUCACAUCUUUCACCUUGGGCAUCUGCCUUGUUCGAAUUUUUGCCUCCUUUCAUCAGGAAACAGCUGCUGCUUCUUCCAGAAUCUGAUGACUCUGCACAGCUGUCCCAGAUUGAAACAGAGAAACUUCUAGCCCAGUUGGUGGAAAAAGAAAUGAACAAGCGUAUGAAAGAAGGCACAUAUAAAGGAAAGAAAUUCAACGCUGUCUGUCACUUCUUUGGUUAUCAAGCUCGGGGAUCCGUACCAUCCAAAUUUGAUUGUGACUAUGCAUUUGUUCUUGGACACAUCUGCUAUCAUAUUCUAGCUGCUGGUUUGAAUGGAUAUAUGGCUACUGUAACAAACUUGAAACAUCCUGUGCACAAGUGGCGAUGUGGUGCUGCUCCACUGACGGCAAUGAUGACUGUGAAGCGAUAUUCACGUGGUCCUGGAUCAAUACCUAUUGGAAAACCUGCCAUCCAUCCUGCUUCAGUUGACUUGAAAGGAAAAGUAUAUGAGUUGUUGAGACAAAAGGCACCUAGUUUUCUGAUGGAUGACUUGUACAGAAACCCAGGACCACUUCAAUUUGAUGGUCCGGGUGCUGAUGUGAAGACUUACACAUUAUCUGUUGAAGAUCAAGAUUACAUGGGCCGAAUCAAAAAGCUCCAGGAAUACCUUGAUAAGGUGAGAAGCAUUGUGAAGCCUGGGUGUUCACAGGAUGUGCUGAAAGCUGCUCUAAGUUCCAUGGCCUCUGUGACAGAUGUGCUAUCGGUGAUGACCGCUCCAUCAUUCCAUAGCCAGCCACCUCUUUGAGUUGCGGAAGCAUCUUCAAUGGAGAUCUACCAGUGACCUGUUCUGUUCAUUUCCUUCAACAUAAUCUACAUAAUCUUCUAUUUUUCCAUCAAGUCAGUAAUGGUAUGAAGUCAGGAUCAUUGGCAUCCUCAACAUUCAGCCUACUUGUAUGUCUAUGCUACCGCGGGCCUCCUGGCAUUUUCGACGUUGGUGAGUUCUUACAAUGAGUCUGUUUAUGCAAAAUAAUGACACAAGCAAACAGUGUCAAACAACUGUGAUUUGAGCAUUUGCUUCAGCCAGAUGAAGUUCCAUGUAUUUAAUUAUAGACACAGCAGGGAAUGUAGGCUUCUGAAAUUUUUGGGAUGUUGAAUGGUGAUGCGUCGUAUAGCUGCAGUGCUGCACUGAGGAUAGCUGCUCUUAUGAUUAAUUGGCGUGCAUCAUUGUAAUCCAUAUAUUUACAUAUAUACAUGCAUAUAGUCAUGGUAAAUGCAUCCUUAAUAUA